AUGGAAGGAGCCGAAAUGGGGAGACAGCACAGUGACAUCCCGUUUCCCUCUUUUACUGCCGAUGCAGGGCAACCAACUGUCUGUUUAAAUGUACUCACCUACCAGACGAGAGAAGCAGAGGAGGAAAUGACUCAGACAGAACCCUCAAUGAAGAAGGGAGCUAAUACCCAUGCCUCCCUGCCAAUCAAAGAAGGCCCAACGGCCCCGCAUACUUCUAUACCGAUUUCCUCUCCUUCUCCAUCAUUAUCAGCAACAGCACAUGAAGAUUACAAUGCGUGUCGGUUGGCGCCUAAUCUAGGCAGGAUUGGUGGAGCAACGACACCCUUGGCGCUUGAGCACUGCGCUUCACCGGUUGGAUCUCUGUUCAAAGCAACCAUUCUGCACAUGGAUCACAGAAGGUUGAGGAGACAACUAAACGGCGUCCGCACAAAACGUCCGCAAAAGCGAGUCCUCUUGAUGUGCUGUUUUUGUGUUUUUCUUCUCGCGGGGAAAACUGCCUUUAUUGAGAAGGAGGAAGGUGCAUGGAAAUUCGGCCUCGCCCUACAUUAUGGAAGAAUUGAAGAGAAAGCCGCCGUUGUAGCGGCUGCCGCUGCUGCUGCCGCCGCUGCUGCUGCUGCUGCCGCGGCAGUAGCAGCAACAGCACUCUACGAGAGUGGGGUUUGCCUGGAAAUGGACCGUUUGAUUGGGAGCUGCAUCGAGGUAGAAGAUGUCCUCCAGCUGCUCGUUAGCCAUAGGGGUGCCUUGUACGUGCAAAACCUCGUCACCGCCAUCAAAGCACUAGCCGAGCUGACAACGAGGGCGGGACCUCAAGACACGGCAGGUGGUGGGAAGAGGGGCCCGCUUAGGGAGCACGGGGCUGAAGUUGGGCCUCAACAGCAACGGGAGGAGGAGCAGCAGCACCCGCAUCCCCAGCAAGAAGACCAGUGCGAAGAGAGCAGCCGCGCUCAUUCGAGUACUGCACUACAAGGCCCUCGUAUGAGGGGCCCCCAGCCCCCUACGUGGCCGCGAGACGGCCGUUCCUUCGCUGCCUUCUUCGCCGCCCUUUCCACGGAGGAAGCUCAUGCAGAACGGAUUCACUCCCAGCGUAAUGAAGCAGAGGAUCUCCUUAGAGACCCGAGGUAUCACCUUCUUCUUCAGGAUUUGAGGACGCAUCGUCGUCUCCUUACCUUUCAGGCAGCCGCAGAAGUCGCCCUCUCUCUCAGGGCCCUUCGGCAUCCGCAUUACCCCCUACUCUCUGCCCUCAUUCCUCCCCUGACGAGAGGAGCACUCCCAGCGCUAGGGGGGGGCCCUGUCUCGGCGGGCGCUGAGGACACCCUUCCCAAGCGGCCCUUAGGAGCGACACAUGUCCUUCAAAUGCGGCAGCAGAUUCAUUUGCUCCUCGCAGUUGCCAACGUUUACAAGUGGGCCGGAUAUGCCCACUCCCCCUUCUUUGACAGGGUCGCUCGCAUCCUUAUGGCGGCUCCUGGGAGGGCCGCCCCUACGCUAGAGCCUUCAAGGGCGGACGCUCCAGAACAUCCCGAGGGUCCCGACGCAGCAAUGCAGCAGGGAAGAGUCGCUGAGAACAGGACAGAAGCAGCGCAUAGAAGGCAGCCGUCGCAGGCACCUUUGGGGUUUGCUGAGGCACACUCCGCUGGUCCCCCACGGGAAGGGGUCUCUGCUGCUGAAGUGCUCCGGUACAGCCCCUCGUUACUCUGUGCCUCUCUAAGAGUUUUAUCUUCUGUCACUCUUACCGAUGCGCGUGCCCUUGGGGUUCUUUGUGCGGAGGGGGCCCGGGGGGCCCCCCUGGCAUCUGCCGCGGAUAUCACGGGAAUGUCCGUGGCUGCAUCCAUGGGGGCGCCCCGGGCCCGUGAAACUGUUGCUUUGUUGGAGGCAGUCGCUGAAGAGGUGCGCCGCCGCCCUGAGUCCUUUUCCCUCUCCGAGUUGUCUCACUGUGUCUCGUCUUUCCGUCGUGCACUCCUGCAUAUUCCUUCUGCGGCGGCCUCUCUGACGUCCAGAGCUACAUCCCAUUUGCAGUUGGCAGCAAGGACCAGGCAAAGGGCCCUUCUGUCUCCUGACACGAUCUGCACCCUUCUGAAAGACAUUGUCUUUUUUUCCGAUCCCUUGGAGACGGACGGGAGCCUUCUUGGGGGUCAUGCCCCCGCUGAGGCCAGCGACCCCUCUGAACCUCAUGCACAGGAGAGACCGCAGGAAGCCCGCUGUGGCCAGAAAACUCUUACCGAGCCGCCAUUAAGGCCCCUUUUAGAUGCUGCAGUCGGCUACUUGGAAGAGGGAAUUGAUGGGAUCACCCCAGGAGCGGCCGCUGAUGCGGUUUUUGCGUUAUCUACAGUUCCGGGGGCUCCAGAACGCUACGAGUACUUGUUGUCCUUCUUGUUUCGAAAAGUUGGAAGAGAUACGUCGUGGGAGAAGGCGAAGGAGGAAACGUUCUGGAUCUUCCUGUCUCAAAAGAUCCUCUUUCCGUGGCUCCCGCAUGAAUUGCACCCCAGAUGCGUUCGUGAAGGGCUACGUGCGUGGUGCGUUUCUCGUGGCGGCUUGGGUUGUCCUUUUCCAUGCGAAGUGUCUGAGGCUUCUUCCCUGCUUCGGGCCCUUGGGGUGCAGCACCAAAAAAGGAUGCCCGUCAAAUACAGCCCCUAUGAGGCCGAUAUUGUCCUAAGAGCUGCAGACGGUUCCUUGUCGGCCUUGCUCGUGACGGACGACUGCGCCCGCAAUUCUUUUUCCCUUUGUGGGGGGGCUCACCUACUGUCGACUCACCUCAAACACUUGGGCUUUUCUCGCGUGCUCGGCAUCCCCAGAGGACCCUGGCGAAUGGCUAACAGUGAAGGCAAGAAGCAGAUCCUAAUUAAUCGCCUUGCAGCAUUGGAGGGGGCCACCGUCAACCAGCAGCAGCGGCAGCCUGCUGGAAACGCAUCGCAGGGAAUCUCCUCUACUACCAUGCAGAGAACUGCGUAG
Messenger RNA from Cyclospora cayetanensis, 2946 nucleotides. RefSeq lists its product as uncharacterized. The transcript is spliced from 7 exons. The record is from RefSeq and is a predicted model, not a curated record. NCBI's taxonomy places the organism in Eukaryota, Apicomplexa, Conoidasida, Eucoccidiorida, Eimeriidae. The coding region runs from base 1 to 2946 and encodes 981 amino acids.